Messenger RNA from Solanum dulcamara, 1438 nucleotides. RefSeq names its product probable indole-3-pyruvate monooxygenase YUCCA10. Lineage: Eukaryota; Viridiplantae; Streptophyta; Magnoliopsida; Solanales; Solanaceae. Gene Ontology annotation, molecular function: N,N-dimethylaniline monooxygenase activity; flavin adenine dinucleotide binding; NADP binding. Bases 63 to 1214 code for a protein of 383 amino acids. The record is from RefSeq and is a predicted model, not a curated record. The transcript has 4 exons.
AUAAAUCCCUCAUAUAUUAUUUUUUUCUGUCAACACCAACAAAUUUUCUUCUGAAUUUAGGCAUGGCAACACUUGAUGAAGAACCUAUGGUUAUCAUUGUUGGUGCAGGCCCUGCUGGCCUUGCCACAUCUGCAUGCCUAAAUAAAUUGUCUAUACCAAAUCUCAUUCUUGAAAAAGAAGAUUGUUACUCUCCUAUGUGGAAAAAAUAUUCUUAUGAUAGAGUUCAUCUUCAUUUGGCCAAACAAUUUUGUCAACUUCCUUGCAUUCCUUUUCCUCCUUCUUCUCCUACUUAUAUACCCAAAAAACAAUUCAUUCAAUACUUGGAUGACUAUGUUUCUUAUUUUAAUAUCACCCCUUUGUACAGCAGAAAAGUUGAAUUUGCAAAAUUUGAUGAAUCCACAAAAAAAUGGAAUGUUAAGGUUAGAAAUGGUAAUUCUGGUGAAAUGGAGGAGUAUUUUUGUAAAUUUCUUGUUGUGGCUACUGGAGAAGCUAGUUACCCUUUAAUCCCUGAUGUCCCUGGAUUGGGAAAUUUCAAUGGAGAGGCUCUUCACUCUACUCAAUACAAAAAUGGUGACAAGUUUAAGGGUAAAAGUGUCCUGGUUGUUGGUUGUGGUAAUUCAGGCAUGGAAAUUGCACUUGAUCUUGCUAAUCAUGGAGCUAACACUUCCAUCAUCGUUCGAAGCCCGAUGCACUUGAUAUCAAGAGAAAUGGGAUAUUUGGGGCUGAUGUUGUUGAAGUAUAAGGUUGGAUACACAGUGGUGGACACCAUAAUGGUAAUGUUAAGCAAGUUAAUGUAUGGAGAUAUAAGCAAGUAUUAUGGGGUAAAAAGGCCAGAAGAGGGACCCUUUGCUUCUAAAAUAAAGUAUGGCAAGUAUCCAGUCUUUGACGUGGGAACUCAUCGAAAGAUCAAGUCCGGUGAAAUCCAGGUGUUACCUGCAAUGAAAAGCGUAAGAGGAAAUGAUGUUGUGCUGGAAAAUGGUAAAUCUCAUCAAUUUGAUGUUAUUGUCUUUGCUACUGGCUUCAAGAGAACUACUCACAACUGGCUUCAGGGAGAUGAUUAUCUUCUGAAUGAAAAUGGACUACCAAAGCCAGAAUUUCCACAACAUUGGAAGGGGAAGAAUGGACUCUACUGUGUGGGGCUAUCAAGAAGAGGACUUUAUGGGAUUGCAUUUGAUGCUCAAAACAUAGCCACACAUAUCAACUCUUUUCUCUGAAUAAUCAUUCGUUGCUUUUGUUGAGUGAAAGUUUUUAGAGCCUUAGACAUGAAGGAAUGUGAAUGUUGGUUUGUUAAAUUAAUUAUGAGAUGUAGUUCUAUGUAAUGUGAGGAGGAGAAUUUAAGAUUAGUAGUAAGCUUAGUAUUGAAUUUCGAGUAUAGACUCUUGAAUGUUUAAUCUUCAAUUGAAAAUUAGUCAAUGUAGUAUUUAGUGUUGAAUCUUUA